AUGUUCUAUUGCACAUGUGUUUUCAAAUUUUCCAUUGUCUUUUUUUUUUCUUUUCAUCGAGAUAGAUUCUCUUACUGUUUAUUCUUUCUUUCUUUCUUUCUUUCUUUCUUUCUUUCUCUGUCCACACCACCCCACCCCCACAUUUCUUUUCGCCGGGCCUUCGUUACAGGGCCUAUUCAAAAUUCAUUCGUCUCUUCUUCAUUUAUUCUUUCUUUUCUUCUGCGUUUGCAAAAAAAGGUAAAGACAACUCCCGCUUUUCUUUUUAAUACGUUUAUGAGACCAUUCAAUUUAUAUCUAUCUAUCUUAUUCUCUUCUAUACAUCUUUCUGUUUACCUCUCUCUCUCUCUCUCUCUCUCUCUCUCUCUCUCUCAGUUCAUUCUGUGUGACCUUGUUCAUAAUAUCUAUCUAUCUAUCUAUCUAUCUAUCUAUCUAUCUAUCUAUCUAAUUCAUUCAUUCAUAUCUAUCUAUCUAUCUAUCUAUCUAUCUAUCUAUCUAUCUAUCUAUCUAUAUCUAUGUCGAUCAAUCUAUGUGUCUUGUCUGUAUACAUCUCUCUCUGUCUCUCGCUCUAUGUUUCAUUCUGUGUCAUCCUGUUUAUUAAAAUAUCUAUCUGAAUCGGUCUCUAUCUAUCUAUCUAUCUAUCUAUCUAUCUAUCUAUCUAUCUAUCUAUCUAUCUAUCUCUGCUCGUCUGUCACAAUUCACUGCUCUCCUUCUCUCCCUCACCCCUCUCUCUCUCUCUCCCUCCCUCUUUAUCUAUAUAAAAACACAAAAUACACCAUUGUCUCUUUCUCUCUUAUUUUAUGGCUCUCUUUCCCUCUUCCUUUAUUCUUUCUUUCUUUCUAUCUUUUUCACUCUUUCUUUCAUUCUUUCUCUGUUGUUUAUUUUAUGUCUCUCUCUCUCUCUCUCUCUCUCUCUCUCUCUCUAUUCUUUCUUUCUUUUUUCAGUCUUUCUCUUUCACUCUUUCUCUCAUGUUUAUUUAAUGUCUUUCUCUCUCCUUUCUUUCCUUCUCUCUUUUUCAGUCUGUCUCUUUCACUCUUACUUUCUCUCUUUCUUAUUUUAUGGCACUCUCUCUCUCUCUCUCUCUCUCUCUUUAGAAUAUCUCAUCUCUAUGGAUCAGUCAUAAGCUUAUCUUCCUUUCAUUCUCUUUUCCUCUUAUCUACAGUUUCUCAUUUUCAUUUUGUUUUUUGCUUCUCGCUUUCUUAUCUGUUUCUCUUUUUUUUAAUUCUCUUCGAUCGUCUUUUAUCCCCCCCUCUCUCUCUCUCUCUCUCUCUCUCUCUCUCUCAGUGUUUUACUUCAACACUUGCAUUUUUCUCUCCUCCUCCUGUUUUUCCCCCUCUUUCUUUCUUUCUUUCUUUCUUUCUUUCUUUCUUUCUUUCUUUCUUUCUUUCUUUCUUUCCAUCUCCGAAGAAAUUCAGGAUACAUGUGCAUUUCGUUGCCGCUUCUUUGCUUCUCUUUCUCCUCUCUGAAAUUACCUCUAUUUUAGAGGGGUUUUUUGGGGUUUUUUUUUUACCUUCUAUUACCUUUUCUUUCUUGCAUACCGAUUGCAUUUCUCUUACAUCAUCUCCCUCUCAUUUUAUUUCUUCUUGCGUUUCUUCUUCUUCUUCUUCUUCUUCUUUCAGUGUCGCUUUCUCUCCUUAUAUAAUUCUGUUAAUGCUCCUCAAAGUCAUCUUUCCUUUUUCAUUUUUUCUUUCUGUCUUUCUUUCUUUCUUUCUUUCUUUCUUUCUUUCUUUCUUUCUUUCUUUCUUUCUUUCUUUAACACUGCUUAUUUCUUCAUAUGAAAUCAGUACUUUCUCUCAUUCUCUUCAAUUUACACUAUUCUUCAUUUUGUUUCUAGUCAGAAUCCAAGGAAGCAUUUUUCCUUGA
Messenger RNA from Acanthosepion pharaonis, 1860 nucleotides. Lineage: Eukaryota; Metazoa; Mollusca; Cephalopoda; Sepiida; Sepiidae. The record is from the annotation of a GenBank genome assembly.